Myripristis murdjan (pinecone soldierfish) is the source of this 1086-nucleotide messenger RNA. RefSeq lists its product as uncharacterized. Lineage: Eukaryota; Metazoa; Chordata; Actinopteri; Holocentriformes; Holocentridae. The transcript has 7 exons. The coding region runs from base 1 to 1086 and encodes 361 amino acids. The record is from RefSeq and is a predicted model, not a curated record.
AUGGUGUCAGAGCUUUUCAAACACGUCAGUAACAUCCUCCUGUUGGUCACACACCAACAGGUGAAACAGCUGGGACGUCCCGCCCGUCUGUCAGCAGUGAAGAAGAGAAACUUCUUGGAGAACCUACCAACAGUCCAGCUCUGUGUGGAGAACCAGGACCUGAAGACUGAGAACCUCCACACACAUCUAACCUCCUUCUGCAAGCAGUUACACACUGGAUGGUCUCUGCAGGGCAGAGUCUCUUCAGACGGGGCCGGCGGCUUGUUGCAGGUCAGCUCGGGGAGGGCCCUGAACGCCUCCUGGCAGCUCUGCAGGAAGAGUCCCACAGACACAGUUCACCUGCGGCCUGACGGCAUCGCUCUGCGGCUCCUCCGGCUCCUCGCGUGUCGCCUCCUCUUUCAUUUCUACGUCACUGUGGAGGUCAGAGCAGGGGUUGCCAUGGCAGCACAGCUGCAUCAGGAACAGGUAUCACUGACCAGCAGAACCAAAGAAAGAGUCUCCAUCACAUGUAAAGGAACUGAACAGUGUAGCUACGACUUUGUGUACUGGUACCAGAAGAACGAGACAGAAACAUUCAAACUGAUUCUUCUUAUUGAUGUGAGUGACGGUGCAGUUCAUAAAGGUUACAACCAUCCUGAAGAAGAUGAUUUCUCAGUUAAAGGGAGACGCAGCAGCUCACAGGUUUUUGUCACAGCACUUUUCACUGUGGGGGGCAGCGACUACUGGUACAAGAUCUUUGGCUCAGGCACCAGACUGUAUGUAACAGAUCGUCCAGUUGUGCCGCCCAAAGUGAGCGUCUACCCAGCGACCAGAGCCGACCUGAAGGGGAAGAGCUCCCUGCUGUGUCUGGCCACAUCCAUGUUUCCUCCUCUGGUCCAGUUCUCCUGGAGGACACAGGAGAACAACGGGCCGCCUCCUGAGGGCGAGCGAGUGGCGCUCAGAGAGGAAGAGCACGCCGCCUCGAUCUUGCUGAUCGAUCAGGAGGAUCUCAUCACGUAUCAAUACAUCUGCUCCGUCAAACACCAAAUAGGCACGGUGGAGGCCAAGAUACCAGGUAAUGAGGAAACAAACUGUGGGGUUGAUUAG